AUGAGUCAAAAGGAUGUGAACAAAGUAGUCACGGUAUAUGCCUAUUUGCCACAAGGUGAUAAGUCCAAAGAAAUAUCGUAUACUGAUGCCAAAGUAAUCGGAAAUGGGUCUUUUGGUGUCGUCUAUCAAGCCAGACUUAUAGAAACCGAUGAGAUUGUUGCUGUUAAAAAGGUUCUCCAGGACAGGCGUUUUAAGAAUCGUGAACUACAAAUCAUGCGACAAUUGGAUCAUCCAAAUAUUGUUCAGCUGAAGUAUUUUUUUCAUUUCGUGGGCGAGAGAAAAGAUGAAGUAUAUUUAAAUCUGGUUCUUGAAUUCAUCCCGGAAACAGUUUAUCGCGUUGCCCGACGAUAUGCCCGCCAAAAAGAAACAAUCCCACUUCUAUUUGUGAAGCUGUACAUGUAUCAAUUGUUUCGUAGUCUGGCGUACAUACAUCACAAGGGUAUUUGUCAUCGAGAUAUCAAGCCACAAAAUUUACUUUUAAAUCCAACUACUGCUGUUUUGAAAUUAUGCGAUUUUGGAAGCGCAAAGGUAUUAGUUCGUGGUGAACCCAAUGUCUCUUACAUAUGUUCCCGCUAUUACCGAGCUCCUGAACUAAUAUUCGGCGCUGUGGAUUACACUUGCCAGAUUGACGUAUGGUCAGCUGGUUGUGUGCUUGCAGAACUUCUUCUUGGACAACCAAUUUUCCCUGGAGAAAGUGGUGUAGACCAACUGGUUGAAAUUAUCAAAGUUCUAGGCACACCAUCACGUGAACAAAUUCAUGAAAUGAAUCCUGAUUAUAGAGAAUUUAAAUUCCCACAAAUUAAACCACAUUCAUGGUCCAAACACAUAAUCCAUGCAGUUACAACUUUAAGUCAUCGUAUGUAUUGCUGCUCAUUUUCAAAUAAUUUUCAACCUACUGCUCUACAUUUUGUCUGA
Molecule: messenger RNA, 915 nt
Organism: Trichobilharzia regenti
Lineage: Eukaryota; Metazoa; Platyhelminthes; Trematoda; Strigeidida; Schistosomatidae
Source: the annotation of a GenBank genome assembly